AUGGCUCACUUGGAAGGGUUCCUGCCUACAGGUCACAGGUGUUGCAGUGUAAUGCCAGCUCUGGCCAAGUACUCGUCCUCCAACAUCGUACCUACCACCAGCCUCUGCUGUGGGAGCUCUUUCGUAGUGUAUCCCACCUGGCUCGCUGAGCCCCUCACCCCCCAGAGGUGCCAUUGGAUUACCCAUUGCCUCCCCUCCCCUGGCCCAGCAUGGAAGAGGCUGAGUGCAUCAAGAUCAGUAGGCUUAGACAGCAAUGUCCCUGUGCUGGUGAGAGGGGAACAAGAUGGAUUUUAUUACCGUGGUACAGUAAAAGAGGAGCUAGAGCAGGGUGAAACAGGCAUGUUCCUGGUAGAGUUUGCCAAACCACUUGUGUCAAGUGGAAGACAUCCAGUGUGUGUGCAAAAAACAGCAAAGGAUGACAUCCUGGAAUAUGUGAAUGGGAUGAAGCACUCCUUACUCCCUGGAGACAAAGUGCUGGCACCUUGGGAGCCAGAUAUGGCCAGGUAUGGCCCAGGAACCAUCCUCACAGGCACUGAGACAAGGGACCCAUUACGAGCCUCAGAAGAUGAAGAAAUUAUGGUCCAGUUCUGGAAUGACAAGAAAGUAAAACUCCCGAGUGGUGUGGCUCUGUGGGUCCCUCCUAGCCUGUGGAAGAGGACUGUAGAGAUGAUCCACAUGCCCUUCACCAGCAGGGUGAAGCCCAGAGAAAGUCCAGACACUAACUUUUGUAUUUUUUCCUGCACUCUUAAACCAUGUCUAAUUCCUGUUUGUGCGGUAUGUAGCCUUGCCAAGCACUGCUUGCUGUGCUCACCCUGCUUGCCACAUUUCCACUGUCACUGUGGUGGUAUGUGCUGCUCAUCAGCGUACAUAAGGUGCAUCUGCCGCUGCUAUCCCCAUGUUGAUGCCUGGUGGACUCUUCCCUCCAGAUCUCUGGUCUUUCAGAGCAAAGCUGAAGAGGCAGAGUCCAGCAGUGAGCCCUCUCCGUGUCUUCUGGAACUGAAAGGCCCAAAACAAGAAGCAGCAGCAGCUAUGGCAGCGUCUUCCCCCUCUUCUGAUUCAGAGUGGGACCUGGAGCCAUUCCCCAGUAAGCGUACUGUGGUGGACAGUGCUGUUAACACAGGCUCCAGCUGUCUUGAGAGCCCCAGGCUAAAGGAUUCUGCAAGACCCGAGUGGAAAUACUGGAAAAGAAGCCACUGCAAGUCCCAUCCCAGUAAUUCAGGACCUGGCAAUCACAGCAGCACAUGUACAAAGAGCAUGCCGGAAUCCAAAGCCACCUCUGUUGGGGACAUGUCCCAUGUUGCCCCAACUAAUCGGAGUGCAAUGUUUGAAACCAUCGAGCAGCCUCCCAGAGGGCAACUCACCAUGAAAGAAAUCUUAAGAGACCAAGAUUUCAAGCUGUCAUUGAGGGAAGAAGGUUUUGCAGCAUCAAAAAACCAAAGAUAUAAAACAACAAGAAAGAAAACAGAGUCGGAUGAUAAAUGUAAAGUGACUUGUGUAGGAGAUGGCAAGCUUGACAAUACAGACCAUGUCAGAAGAGGACAGACAGAAAAAACAGCAAAGAACUUACUUGCAACAAAGCAGACAUAA
Molecule: messenger RNA, 1587 nt
Organism: Antrostomus carolinensis (chuck-will's-widow)
Lineage: Eukaryota; Metazoa; Chordata; Aves; Caprimulgiformes; Caprimulgidae
Gene: CUNH11orf16
Product: chromosome unknown C11orf16 homolog
Exons: 7
Coding region: 1-1587 (528 amino acids)
Source: RefSeq, a predicted model, not a curated record